This is a messenger RNA of Antrostomus carolinensis (chuck-will's-widow), 500 nucleotides long. Its product is annotated as collagen alpha-1(XI) chain-like. The record is from RefSeq and is a predicted model, not a curated record. The annotation marks the transcript as partial. The transcript has 3 exons. NCBI's taxonomy places the organism in Eukaryota, Metazoa, Chordata, Aves, Caprimulgiformes, Caprimulgidae.
AGGGUUUCUUCCCCGAGGACUUCUCGGUGGUGGCCACGCUGCGCGCGCGGCGCGGGGGACAGGCUUUCCUGCUCUCCAUCCACGACCAGCGCGGUGUCCAGCAGCUGGGCCUGGAGGUUGGCUUGUCACCCGUGUUCCUCUACGAGGACCACGAGGGACACCCCGUCCCCGAGCAAUACCCCGUGUUCCAGAAGCUCAACCUGGCUGAUGGCAGGUGGCACCGCGUGGCCUUGGCUGUGGAGGGCACCAAUGUCACCUUGCUGGUGGAUUGUCACCUCGUGGCCACGUUACCCUUGGAGCGGGGACCUCACCCUCGUGUCAGCACUGAUGGGGUGACAAUUUUGGGGGGUCGCCUGAUGGAUGAGGAGAUGUUUGAGGGUGACAUCCAACAACUCCUGAUCGUGGCUGACCCCGAGGCCGCUCGUUCCUACUGUCACCUCUACAUGCCAGACUGUGACCAGCCCCUGCUCUACCCCCUCCACUCCCCCUUCCCAGAGGAG